AUGCAGAAAUUGGGUAUCCCAAUUAAUGUUUUCAUAUUGAAUAUCAUGAUUAAUAGUUAUUGUCUGAUGCAUCGUUCUGAUUGUGCAUUUUCGGUGUUACCCAUUUACUUAAAGAAUGGCAUUCCAUUUAGUGUUGCCACCUUUAACACUCUAAUAAUGGGAAUCUUUGCUGAAAAUAAGGUUAAAGAUGCAGUUGAAUUGUUCAAAAAAUUGGUGAGAGACAAGGUUUGUGAGCCUGACGUAGUCAUGUAUGCAAUUGUCAUGAAUGGGCUCGGCAAAAGGGGUCAUACUCAAAAAACUGUAAGUUUUCUCCGGUUAAUGGAACAAGGGAGCACUAAGCCCAACAUAUAUAUCUACAAUAUUGUUAUAGAUUCCCUUUGCAAAAACAGAAGCUUAGAUGCUGCUAUCACUCUUUUGAAUGAGAUGAAGCAGAGAGGUAUUCCUCCAGAUGUAGUCACAUAUAGUUCAUUAAUUGAUGGUUUGUGUAGGAUUGAUCAGUGGGAAAAAGUUAAGAUUUUGUUCUCUGAGAUGGUGAACCAUAAUAUUUAUCCAUAUGUGCGCUCCUUCACUAUACUAAUAGAUGGACUAUGCAAAGAAGGAAAAGUCGAAGAUGCCAAGGAAGUAAUGGAACACAUGGUCGAAAAGGGUGUAGAGCCUGAUAUAAUCACCUACAGUGCGAUAAUGGAUGGAUAUUGUUUGCGUGGUCAAGUGGAUAGUGCGAGGAGAAUUUUUGAUACCAUGAUAGAACCAAUAACUGAUUUUAACUUACAAAUUGAUACCAGAACAAUCUUCUUGCUGGUUUCUGAAGUCGUAGUUACAUCAUUGGUAAACCGUAAAUGGAAUGCUAGAACUGAUAAGAUCAACCCAAUCCUUACCAGGGGAUGA
This is a messenger RNA of Solanum dulcamara, 885 nucleotides long. RefSeq names its product putative pentatricopeptide repeat-containing protein At1g12700, mitochondrial. The transcript has 2 exons. NCBI's taxonomy places the organism in Eukaryota, Viridiplantae, Streptophyta, Magnoliopsida, Solanales, Solanaceae. Gene Ontology annotation, molecular function: protein binding. Bases 1 to 885 code for a protein of 294 amino acids. The record is from RefSeq and is a predicted model, not a curated record.